Gadus morhua (Atlantic cod) is the source of this 3721-nucleotide messenger RNA. It is a transcript of the gene osgn1, whose product is annotated as oxidative stress induced growth inhibitor 1. Lineage: Eukaryota; Metazoa; Chordata; Actinopteri; Gadiformes; Gadidae. Gene Ontology annotation, biological process: negative regulation of cell growth. Bases 239 to 1789 code for a protein of 516 amino acids. The record is from RefSeq and is a predicted model, not a curated record. The transcript has 8 exons. Gene Ontology annotation, molecular function: growth factor activity.
CCUCCUGACAGACGCGUAGCGAAGAAAAAGCAGCGGUGGUGCUCCGCAUGUCGACCGGGAAGAGGUUUCUGUACUACCGGCGUUAUGCUUGACUGCAGCCCCCUUUGUUCAAGAUAACAGGUCGACAGAAAAUAAGGAGGUAAUAUUGCAGGACACAAUCUUCCAUCCAUCCCUCUUGGAAAAGGAUUCGACUCGGAAGUACUGAUCCCGGCGGCUCUUGUCUCUACACAACUGCAACAUGGCUCUGUGUGAUAAAGACAUUGUUCCUGGCGAGGUUCUCCCUGUGGUUGUUAUUGGUAACGGUCCGUCUGGGAUCUGUCUGUCCUACCUGCUGUCCGGUUACGCCCCCUACCUGCAGAGAGACGCUUGGCACCCUAACCCGCUGCUGAACAGCAAGCUUGGGGAGAACACAAACAAAUCUCUACUGGAGCAGGACCUGGAGUAUCUGUGUGAGGGGUUGGAGGGUCGGUCGACCAAUCCCGUGGCUGUGCUCUUCGAUUCACUGCUUCUCCCCGACAGCGACUUCGGGUUGGACCAUGCGUCUCCAUUGUCGUGGCGAUACGAGCCAGAGCGUGCUACUCCCCACUUGGUGCUGGGGAGGGGUCCGCCAGGAGGGGCGUGGCAUGCCAUGGAAGGCUCCAUGCUCACUCUUAGCCUGGCUAACUGGAUGGAGCUACCUGGACUCAAACUGAAGGAAUGGCUGAGAGAGAAACGCAGGAACUUGCGGAACGACCGGGCCACCCCGGCAGAGAUUGCGUCCUACUACCAACACUACGUUACCCAGAUGUCCCUGGGGCAGAGCUUCGCCUGUGGGACCACUGUUACCGCCUUGACCUGGCAGCCCGGACGGGAGGGGGAGGAGCCUUGCUGGAGAGUGACGGGACAGCAGCGGAGUGAGGGGGAGGAGCUGGAAGUUGGCCACACCCUACGGCAGGACGUGCCGUUCUCCAUCUCUGCCCAGAACGUCGUCUUGGCAACCGGGACCCACGACAUCCCAGCCCGGCUGGAGGUGGAGGGCGAGACUCUGCCCUACGUCUGCCACUCCUUCUGGGAACUGGAGGCCGCCAUCUCCCGGGGGGAGCUCAGCCAAUCCAGUGACCCAAUCCUGGUGGUGGGGGCGGGGCUUACUGCAGCUGACGCAGUAUUGGCGGCCCACCACCUGAACACUCCUGUCUAUCACGCCUUCAGACGAUCUGUCACUGAUCCCGGGCUCAUCUUCAACCAGCUGCCCAAACUACUCUACCCUGAAUACCACAAGGUUCACCAGAUGAUGAGCCAGCAGCAGCACAGCUCCAGCCCCCAGGCUCCGACCACGGCCCUUGGCCCUUCUGGCUCCGCCCCCUACACAGGGUACCUUAGCUUUCCUCGCCACCGCGUGGUCGCCUUCCGUCCUGACAGGAAGUGCGUGCUGGAGUCGGACUCCGGCCAGCGCAGCGUGCUGCAAGUCUCCAUGGCACUGGUGCUCAUUGGCUCACACCCAAACCUCAGCUUCCUGCCUGAAGGCGGUCGAUCACUGAGCCUCGACCCCGACCAGCCAAUCAGCUGCCGGCGGAACCCGCUGGAGGUGGACCCCUUCACGCACCAGGUGGUUGGGGCCGAGGGUCCGGGCCUAUAUGCCAUGGGACCCCUGGUGGGGGAGAACUUUGUCCGCUUCCUGAAGGGCGGGGCUCUUGCCAUCGCCAGCGACCUGUCCCGGAAACAGAGGGGGGAGGGGAGUGGGGCUGAAUUGUCUGAGAGUUGUAGGGACGGACAUGUUGAGGACAGACAGACCGAGACCUGUGUCUCCUAGCUCGGACCAAACUCGUGAAUUCUCACCUCAUUUCCCCAAGAUUCCCUUCUCAGUGUGUUUAGAGCUGACCAGUUUCACCAGCAGACGCUUAGUGCUCUGAACUGGUCCCUAUCCAACCUGUUUGGUACGGCUGAAAGAGAGAGGGAGAGUUGGCUCGAGAGACUGAGCCAGGGAGAGACCAAGACCCAGAAAGAGAGAGGGAAAACUAAACAGAAUUAUGUGGUACUUUGUACACAUUUAUUUUUUCCUAUAUUUUCUGAAAUCAAGGCAAGGCAUACUACGUGGUUUUCCAUAUGCUAGAGGGACUCGAGGGUUAGCUAACUUCUCUGUCAGCUAAGGUAAACAGAUAAUCUAUUGCACUUUAACCUUGUAGACUCUGAACUAGCCGAGGACCGACACGAGAAGAAAAAAUAAAACCGAGAGAGGGAGCGAAAAAGAAAAGAGGGGACCUGGAAGCCGGUAUAUUCUCCACCUUCUUCUGCCAGCUUUGGUUCAAAUCCAAAAGUCGAUUCAUCCAUGCAUUCAUCCAUGCAUGCAUGCAUUCAUUCAUCCAUCCAUUCGUCCAGCGCCUUGGUGUUGGAGAAUGUGUUGUUGAAGAAAGCCAUUUAAUGACCUUAACCACCUCAUGGUUUUACACGUGUCGCGUUUCAAAAGCAUGUUUUUAGUAUGAUUUAUAUUUUUCUAUUCAUGUUUGAGGGGUGUGUCAGCUGUCUAAAGCCUAUCCUGAGAUUUUUAUAUAUAUAUAUAUUCAGAAUUAUAGGGAGUUAUUUAAAAGAGAACCUGUAUAAAAUUACCGGAAUAAUGUUAUUUUGUUAAAAACCCUCAAUUGAGCUAGCCCCCUAUUUUUAAUAAUAAUAAUAAUUAAUUGCAAUGAUGAUAAUAGCGGACCUGUUCCUUUCUGUUGAAACAAAGAUAUUUGGUUCGGCUAUGAGGUAUGGUAUGUUGCACAGACCAGUUGAAGAUCCUGUAACCAAUACUAUGGAGCCAGGAUCUAGACCUCCAUCUUGAUUUCCCAUCUCUAAGAUGUUAGAAUAACUCUGAUCCAGGGCCAUUGGUUGACUGGACAGGUCUUUAUUUGGUGUAUUAUAUCACCUUAUAUUCCGAGCCUACUGGGUUAAACAACAUAUAAAACAUCUCACAAGUUGAUCUCAUGACCAUGUAUUGAUCCUGAUGUUUGAGGAUCUUGAGUGAAUUAUGUGCUGAGAUGAUGUCAUUCGUAGCCUUUCUUUUAAUUCAGUUAUCUGGAAACAUUUGGUGCCUUAUGGCCAGCAUUGGUCGCCACUAAAUGUAGUUUUCAGGUGCUUAUCUCCCAUAAUGCAUUCGAUAUGUAAGUGUGUAGAAAAUGUAGUUUAGGUAAAGGUUUGGAAGUGUUUUAGACAUGCCAUUUGUUGUUUAGAUUUUAAGUUUGGGUGUUGCAAUAGAGAAGUUGAAUUAGGUAUUGGGAUACAAAUUACCGAAGUUUAGGUAUAAAGUUAGAAUGCUUGUUUUAGGUAUUAAGUUAGAGAUGCUUAGAUUUGGUACUAGGUGAUUUUAGCGUAGGCAACGGGUUAAUACCUGGAGAAAGCAAUGUAUCAUGAGACUCAAGAUCAGUAGAGUGAUCUGGUGAUCCCUUCCAGCCUUUUUAAUAAAUAAUAAUUAUUCACAAUAAUGACUCUAAUAUAGGCUACCCAUUAAACUGAACCAGCCAGCAGGAGGCACAAGCGCCGGCUCGCCGAGCGGUCACGUGUCGUGUUUGAGUCCCUACACAGAUGCGAUUCUAAACCGGCAAUUUUUCCAUUUGAAACACUACUUCAAUGUCUCCCUGCUCUGUUGAAGUUCUCUCAUGCUUCUGUUGUAAAGUUGGUUAUUUUAAGUAAAUAGGGUCAAAUCGACGUCCUAAAUGCAAUACAAACUUUUGUAUCAUUCUAUCUUUUAUAAAGACUUUAAAAGACA